AUGAAAAAGAGUGGCAACCUGGAAAUUUCAACCUUUUCUCAGGGUAAGGAUUUGAACCCUGGCACACUCCCAUACAAUACAAGUAUAAACUCUCACACUCUGUUUCUCAACACACCCCAAGAAUCACUCACUCUCUCUAUGUCUAUGACAUCCAUGAAAGAGCCACCUCUCUCUCGUCGCAAAAGGCCCACUUCUCAGCCCAAGAAGCUCAAGCUGGUGUGCAGCUUCAAUGGCGCCUUCCAGCCUAGACCACCUUCCGGGAAGCUCCGGUACGUCGGUGGCGAAGCCAGAAUUGUAUCCGUUGACCGAAACAUCGGGUUCUCAAAGCUCCGAUCAAAGAUUUUGGAUCUUUGCCCCAAUAUUAAUCCCUCGUUUACCCUCAAAUACCAGCUUCCCGGUUCGGGCUCCGACUCCGAAACCUCCCCUCUCGUCCUCAUCGUCUCCGACGACGACGUUCGGUGCAUGAUCGACGAGUACGACAAGCUCGAGCUCGACGGUAAGUCCGCGAGGCUCUGGGUCUUUGUUUGUAGCAAUGGCAACGAUAAUCUUAAUGUUCAAGUUAAUUGCGUGAAAGGAGUCAAAUUCAGUGAUGGGUUUGAGUCCGAGAGCCCAAAUAUUGAGACCCAUCAUUUGGGCGGGGCUCCGAUAGAUAAUAAGGUGGCGGUUAAAAACCCAGGGGCUGUACGGUAUGGUGAUGAGUCGCUGAGGAAGAUGGUGUUGAAACAGCAAUUGCUAGCAAAGCAAUCGGCUUUAGGCCGUGGUUUUGGUGUUAAUGAGAGUGAUAUGGAAAUGGGUUGCUUUGGCGAGAGCCAAAAGUGUGCUUCAUAUGAACGUCCGCCUAUAGAUUUAGGCCCUGAACAGCAAGUCUCGAUCAACAGAGACUUGUUGGCUAACAGAGUAGGGAGUAACUGGGGUAAUAAUCAAGUGCAGUUUUCAGUGUCUCGGUCCAGUCUAUUGAAUCCCAGAUAUGGGAAUUUGCAUGUUGAAACAGAUAGUUCUGGGCAGUGUUGUUCGGCGAGGUCGGGUCAGGUUUUCUGUAAUGGGGUUGGCAUGUAUAGUCAGUCAGUCCCUGCAACACAGUGUUCGAAACCAAUGAAUUGUUCUUCGGGUAUGAAACCAACUUGUAAUUGUUGUAAUGCUAAGAAGGAUUUGGGAAACUCUGGAGUGGCUGGGAUUAGCUAUCUGAACAGAGAGAACGUUAAGCCUUGGGAAGCCAAUUGUUAUUCAGUGAAGGAUCAAUUGAGUUGUCAUUAUAGUGGUGAUGCUUUGGCUGGAACUGUGUAUCCUGUCAAGUCUUCUUAUGCUGGAGAUAAGGUGUGUGGUGGCUUUAAUAGCAGCAUCCGUAACCAUAGAUUCGGUGUGAAUGAUUCUAGAAUUCAGCGGUGUUAUCAAUACCAUGUUCGGAAUCAUCAUCGGAACAACAUAGUUGAAAUGGGGAACAACAGAACAAAGCAGGGGAUUUCAGUACGGAAAUGCUACCCCGGGCUCAGGCCAAAUUCGAACAUUGCAAAGCAGGGGCAGCCUAUGAGAGCUCACAAUCUAAAUUCAUGGAAGCAUUGUUAUGGUUUUUCUGAGCAAACAAUGGAAGAAAGGGUGAGGAUGAUGGAUUCUAAUUCAGUGAAAGACAGUUACUUGAUGGAUGUCCUACGUGGUAACGAGAAACCGAGUAAAUGGGGUGGCCCUGCACUUUCACAGCAUAGGACUCCAAGUCCUGAGGAAUCCCUUUUAGGUUGUUAUGGUGCAUUUACUGGUGUGGUUGAUCAAUUGCUCUUGAAUCCUGAUGCCACUGAGAGUUCAUGCCCAUCUGUGAGGAGAAUGGACAUUCUGGAAGAUCUCUUGACUGGUUCUGACUUUGGGAACUGUGAAGGUCCAUAUCGGACUUCGUAUGAAAAUUUUGAUGCAGUGCCUGUCAAUUGUGACCUUGAAAAGGAGGUGCGCCAGAUGGACUCUCAGAAGGUUGCCGACACCUCUGGCUUACCCAGUGAAGUGGGACGUGGCGUUGGAAUCAGAUUGGAAGGUGAUAGCAAGUUGCCUAAUGGAGAAGCAGUCAUCAACUCUGUAAUCAAUUGUGAAAACGGCACUAAUGGUUCAUAUAGCGGAGUAACAUCUUCAGUGAGUAUUUCUUUGCACAACCUUUCGCUGUCAUCAUCCAAAGAAGCAGUUGCUCCUCAGCUCUCUUCUCAUGCUAGCAGUGUUGUAAGAAUUGAUGGAAAGGCCAACAAUGGAGAAAGUCUUGAAUGCUUUAAAGUAAUUGGUGGAAACUCCAGUGAUCCGGCUGCGUUUUAUACUCAUCUGGCCAGUCGAGAGCUGCAGACUAUAAAAAAUUCUGACCUUGAGUUCAUAAAAGAACUUGGUUCGGGAACAUACGGAACUGUUUACUAUGGAAAGUGGAAGGGGUCUGAUGUUGCUAUAAAAAAGAUUAAGCCCAGUUGCUUUACUGAAGGCACAGUGAAGGAGGAUCGAUUGCUUGCUGACUUUUGGAAGGAAGCUCACAUACUAGGCCAGCUUCACCACCCAAAUAUUGUGGCAUUCUAUGGUGUAGUGUCGGAUGGACCAGUGAUAAAUUUGGCAACAGUGACAGAGUACAUGGUGAAUGGCUCUCUAAAACAAGUUUUGCAAAAAAAAGAUCGAACUAUUGAUCGUCGAAAGAGGCUGAUUAUAGCAAUGGAUGCUGCUUUUGGUAUGGAAUAUCUUCAUGAGAAGAGCAUUGUCCAUUUUGAUUUGAAAUCACAUAACUUUCUCGUGAAUAUGAGGGACCCUCAGCGCCCAGUGUGUAAGAUUGGUGAUCUGGGUUUAUCAAAAAUCAAGCAGAGGACACUUGUUUCUGGUGGAGUGCGAGGUACCAUACCAUGGAUGGCUCCAGAACUUUUGAACAGCAAGAACAAUUUGGUGACAGAGAAGGUUGAUGUGUACUCAUUUGGAAUUGUGAUGUGGGAACUCUUGACUGGGGAGGAACCCUAUGCAAACUUGCGCUCAAAGGAACUAAUAGCUGGUAUAAUCAAAGGCAGUCUCCGACCUGAAAUCCCAAGCUGGUGCGAUCCAUUGUGGAGAUCAUUGAUGGAGAGGUGCUGGUCAUCUGAUCCUGACUCUCGGCCACCCUUCUCAGAAAUUGCAAAGGAGCUACGUGCCAUGUCAGCUGCCAUGAACAUCAAAUGACAAUAUUGAAGCUGACCUUGGACGCUGAACUAUGAAAUAUGUCCUGUAAAUACGCUGGCACUACCAGGAAGUGCGCAUGCUGAGACAAGGUUAAGUUUUGCCGUCCACUGUCUUGUGCAACCUAAAGAAAAUCUUGCAGUAGGGUUAGCCAAGCUGGAUGUCAUUUUUGCAAUCACCAGUAUGUAAUAGGCUAGUAGGUAGCAUAUAGUAGGCAGAGGCUGAAGUUCGUUAAAGAAAGUUCUUCAGUAGUUGGAUGGUCCUGAAAGUUUGUCUAGUCUUUAAAGAAC
Molecule: messenger RNA, 3443 nt
Organism: Prunus mume (Japanese apricot)
Lineage: Eukaryota; Viridiplantae; Streptophyta; Magnoliopsida; Rosales; Rosaceae
Source: RefSeq, a predicted model, not a curated record